UAAGACUGCAGUACAGUACUGAUCAUAUCGAAGCAGGGAAGCAGGAGACUAGAGCAGAGUGCAAACUAGUGCAGUGAGUGCAUGCAAGAGUGUCAGCAUGGCAUCGUCAAGUCUUUAUGGAAAUCGUAAUGUCAAUGCAUGGGGUGGUUUGCCUGCUCCUGGGGAGCUGUCCCCCUACAGUGUCAGUAUGGAUGUGGACAUAGACCGCAUUGAGAAACUCAGUCACACCCAGGGACUAAGUGCGAACAAGCUGUUAGUUACUAGAAGAGAUACAAAGUUCCCAGUCAUAGUGAAGACACGGUCUCGACUGGUUAUAGAAUCUGCAGCUCUGGUCUACAAUGAGAGCAAGAGUGUGCCCCUUACUGUGGAGAGCCAGAUAAACCGUGUAUACGGGACAGUGCUUGAGUUGUCUAUCCCAGUGGAUGCUCCAGUCACCCUGUACACACUGAUCGUUGAUGGACAGUUUGAGAACAAGCAACCGUUCUCAGUGACCCUCUCUGAACAGGUUGUCGUACUAUUCAAUGCCUGGUCACACGAGGAUGGUGUGUUCAUGGAAGAAGAGGACUGGAGACAAGAGUAUGUUCUGGAGACCAAUGGGAGAGUCUACGCUGGAGAUAGAUACGGGAUGGCUUGGAAUCUUGCCCUCUAUCAACCUGAUUCUCUGAGAGCCACACUAUUUCUCCUGGAAUCUCUGGCUAAGCUCACCUUUGAGGAGAAGAAGAAUCCCAUUCUUGUGGCUAGAGAGAUGUCUGCACUUGUGAACAUGCAAGACGAGAAUGGGGUGCUGCAUGGACGUUGGGAUGGCGACUACGCAGAUGGACAACCCCCUAAUUUCUGGAGAGGAAGUGGACAAAUCUUAGAGCAGUUUUUCCGCUCAAAGGGUGAGCCAGUGAGGUAUGGACAGUGCUGGGUGUUCUCUGGUGUGCUGCUGAGUGUUUUGAGGAUCCUGGGCAUUCCCAGUCGCUCUGUAACCAACUUCAACUCUGCCCACGACACCAAUCGCAACAGAACCAUCGAUUUCUACUACGAUGAGAACGGUGAUGAACUCGAGUAUCUCAAGACAGGCGACGACUCAAUUUGGAACUUCCAUGUUUGGAAUGAUGCUUGGAUGAGUCGACCAGACCUCCCUGCUGGGUUUGGAGGCUGGCAAGCUUUGGAUGCUACUCCUCAAGAGGAGAGUCCACAGGGUGGAGGGUACAGGACCGGACCAGCUCCACUCAAGGCCAUUAAAGAUGGCAACUCUCUUCUGUUUGAUACUAACUUCCUCAUUGCAGAGGUGAAUGCUGACAUCAAGAAGUACAGUGUGGGGAGUGAUGGAGCCCCUCGCCUGUUUGAGGUGGACAAGAAAACUGUAGGACAGGGCAUCUCCACUAAAAAAGUCGGUUCCUGGAGGAGGGAGGACAUCACACAUCUGUAUAAGUACCCUGAAGGUAGUGACUGGGAGCGACGCGCUCUGUACGAAGGUUAUGAAGACCUGUUAAAAGAAGUUCAUAAUGUUGAGUUCAAGAUUCCUGAGCAGAGCUGCAAGUUUGGCGAGGAUGUGACCUUCGUGGUGAGGGUCACUAACAAGGAACGUCAGCACCGCAUCAAGGGAAAGAUCCGCUGUAUUGCUGUCUCUUACACUGGAAGGGAGUUGCGUGAGGUAGUAUCAGAGGUGGUGGAUGUCAAGGUAAACAAGGGGAAGACAGAGACUGUGCAGCUUACAGUGGAGGGAGCUAUCUUCAGCGAGUUCCCAGGAACAAAGGUGUACUUGAAGUUUGUGGUGUAUCUGGCUGUUCAUGGAACCUCUCAGAUAUUUUCCCAAACAGUUUCCAUCUCCCCAGCCGCACCAGAAAUCAAACUGACGGCUCCAGACCAAGUAGUAAUUGGCAAAGAGACUGAUGCUGUAGUCACUUUCAAGAACCCUCUACCUUUUGAAAUGAAUGAGACCACUCUCAACAUCGACUCAGAUCAGCUACUUCCAGAAGACAUCAUAGUGAACAUUGGCACUCUCGAGGCUGGGGCCGAGUUUAGUUAUGGCUUCAAGCUCACUGGAGAGAAACUGGGCAAGUUCACUCUCAUUGUGGGACUUAACUCCAACAAGACAGAGAUGGUCACGGGGGAAAAAGAGGUUGAGGUUGUCAAGUCAAUGGAGCCCGCCCCUCCCCCAGUUAUUGCCAUAGAAACGUUAUCAAUCACAGAUGUGGACCUUCAAUUGAAGGACAACUCUAUGAAGCACCGCACAGCCAGGUACGAAUACCCCGGCCUGGUGGUGAGGAGGGGUGAGAGCUUCAAGCUCACUGUCACCACUGCCAAUGCUUUGCCACAAGAUUCAAAGGUGGUGACCAGAGCAGUAUUCCAGCUGUCCACUAGCAAGGUCCAGUCUCGCUACUCAUUUGAAGUGACUGCUCUAUCUCAUGCGAAUGGCAACACUAUCCAAGUGGAGCUCAAACCUCCCUCUAAUACACCUAUAGGAGUGUACGAAGUGCUGCUAACGAUGGACAAAGAGGGUGUUGUGACUGUGGUUCACAAGAAGAUCAUAAUAACUCUCUUAUUCAAUCCAUGGUGCCUUGAGGACAGCUGUCACUAUCCUGAGACAGCCGAACUGGAAGAGUAUGUGCUCAACAAUAAGGGCCGUAUCUGGGUGGGAAGUGCAGGGAGCAAUUAUGGCCGUCCAUGGCAGUUUGCUCAGUUCAAAAGGGAGAGUCUGGAGGUCUCUCUCUGGCUCCUUAACAACCUUUACUACAAUGACAGAGGAGAUCCAAUCAAGGUUGUUCGCCAUAUCUCUGCGUGGCUCAAUGAACAAGAUGACAAUGGAAUUUUAGUCGGGAAUUGGAGUGGAAACUACGAGGAUGGAACUUCGCCUAGUGCCUGGACCGGAUCUGCUGAGAUUCUAGCAGAGUUCAAUAAGACCAAGGAGCCCGUCUGCUAUGGACAAUGUUGGGUCUUCUCCGGGGUGCAAACAACUGUGUUGAGAAGCCUCGGUCUAGCAGCACGCUCAGUAACCAAUUUUGACUCUGCUCAUGACACCAACUUCAAUCGUGCCAUUGACAAGUUCUAUGAUGAGAGUGGACAGCCCAUUACCUCUGACGAUUCUAUUUGGAACUUCCAUGUUUGGAAUGAGGCCUGGAUGAGUCGGCCAGACCUCCCCACUGGCUUUGGGGGCUGGCAGGUAGUAGAUGCCACUCCCCAGGAGGAGAGUCCACAGGGUGGAGGAUAUCGUCUUGGGCCAUGUCCUAGGAGAGCUGUUAAAUUAGGUCAGAGGAUGGACUAUGACGUGGAGUUCGUCAUCAGUGAGGUCAAUGCUGAUGUGAGGUUCUACACUGUUCAUGAGGAUGGAUCCCAGAGCCUCUCUCGAGUGGUCACCCGUCAUGUGGGCAAGAACAUCAGCACCAAGGCCAUCGGUAGCAGCAGAAGGGAAGACAUCACUCACGAUUAUAAGUUCCCAGAGAGGUCUCUGUCGGAGAGAGCUGCACUGCUAGGUGAGACGGAAUCUGAGAAAAGCAUUGGAGUGGAUCUCAGUGUUGAUGAUGAUGUGGUCAUUGGACAAGACUUCUUUGUGCGAGCAACCAUUACUAACAAAACCGACACUAAAAGAGAAUUUGAGGUGCAUAUGCAUGGCAAGGCUGUGCUGUACACUGGAGCACCUGGACAGAGGGUGAAAGCUCAUGACCAGGUCAUAAUUCUGGAUUCUAAACAAAGUCAGGUGGUGGAGAUGUGGGUGGAAGAUUCAGACUACCUGCGCAUCUUGGAGGGAGGAAACUUUAUUAACUUUGUUGCCAUGGUUGUCCACAAAGCUGACAAGUUGUCAGUUGUCAAGACAAAUAACUUCAGACUCAAGACUCCGGACAUUGAUAUUGUUCUACCAGAAGGAGGUCUGAAAUUGUACCAGCAAGCCACUAUCAAAAUGUCCUUCAUGAACCCUCUUGGAAAGAGGCUUACUGGUGGGAGGUUUGCUCUGAGUGGGGAGGGCCGUGUGCAGGACGUGACUACUGACAUACCGUCUGUGGCUCCUUAUGGCAAAGUGUCUGCUGUGAUGGAUACUAUUCCUGUUCUGAUUGGCUCGUUCACUCUGAUUGCCAGAUUCGACUCAAAUCAGCUGGUGAACAUCUUGGGAGAUAAAGAUGUAGAUCUGUAGUUAUGACCGUUAGAAUUGUGGGAAUGAAUAAAGCAAUUAUAAUUAUUAAAUUAAGGUUGGACGUCUCAAUGUGCUCAAGCUGACAUGCAUGGCUACUACCAGCACUCCUGCUACUACAUUUACAGUCAAAUAUAUAUUAGCUGUUUGGUUAUCGUUAUGAUGUCAUGAUAUAUUUACACUUCAGAA
Messenger RNA from Halichondria panicea, 4303 nucleotides. RefSeq lists its product as uncharacterized. The coding region runs from base 98 to 4117 and encodes 1339 amino acids. The record is from RefSeq and is a predicted model, not a curated record. Gene Ontology annotation, biological process: peptide cross-linking. The transcript has 23 exons. Lineage: Eukaryota; Metazoa; Porifera; Demospongiae; Suberitida; Halichondriidae. Gene Ontology annotation, molecular function: protein-glutamine gamma-glutamyltransferase activity.